GUGCAUUCCCAUUACAGUACAAUCUUUUUGUAUUUCAAAGAAACUUGAAAAUGCAGACCCCUGCAUUCGGACUGUCUCCGACACCUCUAUUUUGUUGUAAAACUAACUUGCCAAAUAGAUUUUUUCGUAAAACGUGUUACUGUUGUCAAGAAACCUACUUGAAAGAGAGAAACUUGCUGAUAUUCGGUUUGGGAUAUCUUGGAAAAGAAAUAGCUGUGCAGCUUGGUAAGAACAAUCAAGGUAUCGGGAAUAAUCAAUCUUAUGUUUUGGGAAUAGCUAGACAAGGUUGGAAAGUAACUGGAACUAAAAGGAAACAACUAGUGGACAAUGAAUUAGUAGAAAGGUAUCACGCUUCUUGUUGGUUUGAAUGCGAGAGAUGGUUACUGUUCCUUUGUAGUGGUGUCGAGGUUAUCGAACUGGACACUGAAUCUUGCACCCAACUGAGUGAAACUAUCUUGCAGAAAUUGAAUUUAGCAAAUUACAUAUUGGUAUGCAUACCUGCGAACCAUCGAGGAGAUCCUCUGCUGAGCCAAUUGACUGAUAAAGUCAACUUGCACCAUUUGUCCAAAGAAAGAAUUCGGUGGAUUGGAUAUAUUUCUUCCACAGUGGUUUAUGAACCUAGCGAGACGGAUAGUUGGAUUGAUGAAAGUGCCUCCUUAGCUAGACAUGUGAAGAAGGCAUCGUAUUACAUUCUGGCGGAAAAGCAAUGGCAAAGAUGGACAAAUGAUGCCGAUAUCCGUCUCGUGAUAUUUCGCUUAUCUGCACUUUAUGGUCCCUGUAGAAGUGCAUUGGAUACUUUGAUUAGAAUACGUUUGCUCCAUGGAAGUGUUGAAGACUUUUUGCAAUCGUCCUCUUUUGUUGGUGAUGUUUUGGUUUCACGAAUUCACCUAAUAGAUGCUUGUGAGAAGGUUAUUGCUUCUAUGGUUGAUGAGUCGAUGCUUCCUUUCAAUCCUUGCAUCGUCAAUCUUUCAGAUGACCUUCCUUCCACUCGUGCUGAAUGUUUUUAUCAUGCACUUGAAUUAUUGGAUGAAUCCACUGUGGAAGCAUGGAGUGCACUUCAUAUGAUUAGAGAAGAUAAACAAUCGUUUCCAAUUGGAGUAUCCUCUAUUUCACCCUUUCAAGUUGUUUACGGAGACAAACGAAUAAGGACACGGAUAUCGGAAUUGAAGAAAGGAAAACGUAUUCUUAAUCAACGAAUGAAAAAUCUGUUGGGUGAAUCCUUGCAUUUCCCAACUUUUUGCCAAGGCCUUUUGCAUGUAAAGAAUAGCAUUUUGAUUCGAUAUCGGAUAUUGGAAAAAAGUAUUGUUCAAUACUCGGGACAAGCUGAAGACCCCAAGGAAGACUCUGUAUAUAUCUGCAUUCACUCUAGUCUGCGCAACCACACUAGUUGCCAACUGGGAACGAAAGAAACUUUUGCAACGCCACAAAGUACUCGAGAAUUAUUUUUGGAAUGCAAUCCAAACUUUCAAAAUGUUCUGCCUCUUGAGUUAUUGCCUUGUGCUGCUGCAGUUCCUUCCGAUGGAUUGGAUGGCGCCAACCGUGGAAAGAGACCUUCUGGAAGUGACACGAGUGGAAAAAUUAGCUGGGAAGAAAUACGAGCUCGCUUUCUUCAAGCUCAGUCGCUUAUUCCUGGUGCCUCAACUCCAGUGUUAUUACAGUCAGAUAACAAAAUCUCCAUCAAGUUUAGUGCACGUACAGAGGCAGAUAUGUUUGACGUGUUGUUGACAGCACUCUCUGGAUUAUACUCAAGUACAGCAAAUAUGUCGGGUCUCUCUGGAAGCUUGUCGAAGAAUGAAAAUAAGCCUGAUAUUCGUAUAGAACGUGGAGCUUCUUCUGCUUCCAUCCAAAUAGCAUUUCUUGGAGAGUUUUCGGUCUAUACUUUUGUUCCUAGAGUGGGUCCAUUUAGUCCAGAGUUUUGUUUUGAAAAAUAUUCAACUACAUUAUCGGAAAGUGAGCUCCAAGCUCUUUUGUCAGCCUACGAAGCUGCACAAAGGCCUCGAAAUCACUAUGCUCGUCGAGCAAAAUCUCCAACUCGUUCUUAUCCAUUGCCUCCUUCUUUUUCUGAUGACUGGAAAGACACUGAUGAGUCUUCUUCUUAUUUAUAUAAAGGUGGUGGUGGUGGUGGUGGGAGCAGUGGAAUUCCAACAGUUCCUAGGGAAAAUAGUUUUGAUGAGCUUGAGGAAAAACUUUCGAGAUUUGGAGCAUCAGUUUAUCAUAGUGAAGAAUGUCUUUCAUGGGAUACUUUGGCAGGUUAUAAUGAACUGAAACAAAGAGUUGAAGAAACAGUGACAUUGGCAUUGAAAUAUCCUGAAGUGUAUGAUAUGAUUGCCAAAAAUACUCGCGAAAGAUUCGAAACAAAUCGUCCCAAGGCUAUCUUGUUUGAAGGUCCACCUGGAACAGGAAAGACAUCCAUGGCGAGAAUUAUCGCCAGCCGUGUUGGUGUUCCGUUUGUUCAUGUAACUAUGGAGAACGUUACCAGUAAAUAUUAUGGGGAUAGUGAAAAGCGUCUUGGAAAAAUUCUCAAAAUAGCGAAUGACUAUGGUCCUACUGUUAUUUUUGUGGAUGAGAUUGAUGCCAUUGCUUUAUCUAGAGACAAAGACCUUCAUGAAGCAUCUCGAAGAGUAAUGUCGGUAUUACUUCGUCAUUUGGAUGGUUUGGAAGGUCAACAACAAUCCAUAUUGAUUGCGGCAACGAAUAGGAAGAACGAUUUGGAUGCGGCACUCUUGUCUCGUUUUGAUAUGGUUUUCACUUUUGGCUUACCUGAUAUCAAGUCAAGGGAACAAAUUCUUGGUUUGUAUGCCAAGCACCUAUCGGAAAAGGAUAGAGAAACCUUGGCAAGUCUUACGGCAGGAUUUUCAGGAAGAACAUUACUAGAUGCUUGUGAAGAAGUGGAACGAAGGUGGGCUGGAAAAAUCAUUCGUGGAGAAGUGAAAACGAACGAGUUACCGCAAGUAGAGGAGUACGUUAAUGUAUUGAAAGAGCGCAAGUCGAAACAUUUCAUUGAGAAACCACCUUUUUUACGAGCUCCUGAAGGAGAUGAAAUAUUCUAAAGGAAAAUGGAAGACUUCACAAUACGGAGAUUGUAUCAUCGCAGAACAACAACAACGGAGAUGGUUGAUGAUGGAUGUCGUUUGUCUAUUGUCUAGUUGACUGUGUAUUUU
Molecule: messenger RNA, 3161 nt
Organism: Galdieria sulphuraria
Lineage: Eukaryota; Rhodophyta; Bangiophyceae; Galdieriales; Galdieriaceae
Product: AAA-type ATPase isoform 2
Exons: 3
Coding region: 51-3050 (999 amino acids)
Biological process (GO): proteasome-mediated ubiquitin-dependent protein catabolic process
Cellular component (GO): proteasome regulatory particle, base subcomplex
Molecular function (GO): proteasome-activating activity; ATP binding; ATP hydrolysis activity
Source: RefSeq, a predicted model, not a curated record